GACUGUGAGAGGCACGGUAACGACGCGCAACAAACGCCAGCACUUCUUUUUGAGCCUCCCUCACUGUGACAGCCAGCUGUGGGAGAUUGAAGAAUCGUCGUGACCUUGCGGUACCUUUCGAAACUGUUACUUACAACCUCCGCAAGUGGAAUACUAACUAGUAAUCGCGUUGACCCAGUCUUUGGCGCUACUCCGAUUACCUGAAACGACCAAGAAAACGCACUUGGAUCAUUUGAUUUUCAGCAGUCAUGGCAGCUCCAACCCAAACGUGCGGUCUGAUCAACGCAGCCAACAACAAAUAUCUGACUGGCGAGAAAUUUGGCUUCACUGUCAACGCCAACGGAGCAACGAUCAAGUCCAAGCAAAUUUGGCAGAUCGUAAGCAAGGAGGGCAGUGAGCAUGUCUUCCUGCGUAGCCCCCACAACCGGUACCUGGCGGCCACUGAGAAAGGUGUAGUCACUGCUGACUCCGAGGAGAUGUCUGGCAAUGCUGCUUUCUUCUUCGAGCCACAGAAGAGUGGUCGCGUUGCCUUCAAGAGCGUCCACAACUACUACUUUGGCGGCGAGGGUGACAAGUUGUCGUGCUUCUCCAAGACUGUUGGCGACCAGGAGUCCUGGAUCAUCCACCUUGCCAACCACCCACAGUUUGUUCUGCGCAAUGUUCAGCGUAAGUGUUAUGUGACCUGCGACGAGAAGGCCAAUGAAAUGCGCACUACCGAGGAGCACCCAUGGGGCGCAGAGGCCGUCAUCACCCUGGAGUUCGACCGCCCCAGUGGCAGCUACCUGCUCCGUGCCUCCAACAACAUGGUCUUGUCGCAGUCCGGCAAGCUGAUCAAUGACGUCAACGAGGACUCUCGCUUCCAGGUGGAAUUCCGCAGCGGAUACGUGGCCUUCCGUGCCUCCAAUGGAAAGUACCUGGCUGGUGUUGGCAGCACAGGCGCCUUGCAGGCACGUCGUGAGAAGGUUGACAAGGAUGCGCUGUUUGCCCUGGAGGACUCUCUGCCCCAGAUCCAGCUCAUCUCCCACUCCGGCAAGUACGUGUCCAUUGCCCGUGGCGUCGAGGUAUCGGCCAGCCAGUCCGAGCCCACCACCAAGGAGAUCUUCCAGCUUACCUGGGCCGAUGGCAAGGUUGCUCUGCGCUCCGCCUCCGGAAAGUUCGUCUCGGCUUCCAGCUCAUCCCUUCAGGACAAUGGCGAGGAGGCCAGCGGUGACAACCUGUACGAGAUUGCGUUCAACGGCGCCACCGUUACGUUUAAGGCCAACAGCGGACGCUACGUCAUCACCAAGCCCAACGGCACGCUGAGCGCCACCGGCGACUCUGCCGAAGAGCCCAAGGCCGUCUUCACGCUCAACAUCGUCAACCGCCCGCUGCUUGUGCUGCGCGGCGAGCACGGCUUCGUCUCCACCGUGCCCACGUCCAAGGACAAGCGCUACGAGGCCAACCGAUCGAUGUACGAGGUCCUGAGCGUCAACGUCGAGAGCGGCAUCUACACGCUCAAGGGUGCCAACGGUCAGAACGUCAGCCAGAUCGAGAACAAGACCUUCUCCGCCAACGGUGGCGAGCCAGCGCGCUUCCACUUUGAGAUCCAGCCGAACAGCCGCAUGGCACUUCGCCUCGUCGGCGGUGCCCUCCUCAAGGGUGUUUCCAACGGCGGCUUCAGCGAGAGUGGUGAAGAGAUUGGUAAGGAGACCGUGUUUGAGUAUUAGAUAUGAGACUUUGCAGAGGUAACUCUCUGCGAGCCAGAAUCCCGUCUUUACUUCCUUAGUUUUAUUUUGCCGUCUUUAGCAUAACAAGUCAUUAGUUUCAAUUUUUUUAAUUGCCUAAAAUUCCCGGAUGUGUUUGUCGCCGCCAUCACUGCGUUGAGUAUUGCCUGCUUCCCACAUCCUGCACACUUUAGAGCUUGUGCUUCUCUGCAAUUCGGCGGACUUUUUUUCGCCACAGCUGGUCCGCUUGUUUUUCUUCAUUUUUAUCUAGACUCGCUUCGCCGCCUUUUUUCUCCUACAGCUCGGCACAAUAUGCUCUUUGAUAUCACACGUUCUCCAUGAUCUAGCAAUCUCCCCAUCGAUCGUCUCGCCAUGCUUGAUGGUGGCCCGUUUUACAACAAAAAUUAUUUAGUUCAGUUGUUUCAUACCUCUGCGCUACCACAGGUAUGCACACGAAAUUUUCUUCUUUUUAAAACACGCUAUGAUCGCCUCGCUCUGGUUCAUCAUUUUGAUUCUUGGACGAAUCCUGUAAGCUUC
Sycon ciliatum is the source of this 2240-nucleotide messenger RNA. Its product is annotated as protein singed-like. Bases 249 to 1706 code for a protein of 485 amino acids. Gene Ontology annotation, cellular component: actin cytoskeleton; cytoplasm. Lineage: Eukaryota; Metazoa; Porifera; Calcarea; Leucosolenida; Sycettidae. The record is from RefSeq and is a predicted model, not a curated record. Gene Ontology annotation, biological process: cell migration; establishment or maintenance of cell polarity; actin filament bundle assembly. Gene Ontology annotation, molecular function: protein-macromolecule adaptor activity; actin filament binding. The transcript is spliced from 2 exons.